Messenger RNA from Aureobasidium namibiae CBS 147.97, 1836 nucleotides. RefSeq lists its product as uncharacterized. NCBI's taxonomy places the organism in Eukaryota, Fungi, Ascomycota, Dothideomycetes, Dothideales, Saccotheciaceae. The transcript has a single exon. The record is from RefSeq and is a predicted model, not a curated record. Bases 1 to 1836 code for a protein of 611 amino acids.
AUGAUUCUCGGCUCGCUCUCCCUGUUCUUCCUGUUCGUCGCUCGCGCUGUCGCUAAUCAUGUCGGCUCUGACUACCAUCCCCUGACCUACAACCUCGAUACUGGAGAGUCCAGAUUUAACGCAAAAGCCUGGGAGACACGAUAUGGCUCAUACCCUUUCCACUCGUACCGCUCCUCAAACCUCACUUCUCCUGCCGUGAGAAAGGCCACAGAUUCACUGCAAUGCUACGACGACAAUCUAAUCUUCAUUUCCCCUCGAGGCAAGAAAGUCGCAAACCCUGCCGUCACUAUACUGGACAAUCAUGGUCGACUUAUCUGGUCCAAGCAUGUCCAAGGCCAGCCAUACAACUUCAAAGUCCAAGAGUACAAGGGAGAAAAUGUCUUGACAUACUGGGUUGGCGAUGAUGCUGUUGGCGGUCACGGCGAAGGCUACUUCUACCUUCUCAACAACAAGUACGACGAGAUUGCUCGUAUCAGAGGUGUCAAUGACCUUCGAGCUGAUCUCCACGAAUUGACCAUCACUCCCGAGGGCACUGCUAUCGUCACAUUCUACCAGAUCUAUCCUCUGAAUCAACCAGGUAUAUUCAGGAUCAAAGACACCGUCUACAUCUGGGACUGUCUGUUCCAAGAAUUCGACAUUGCUACCCAAAAACUGGUCUUUGAGUGGAGAGCUUCUGACCACCAUGCUCUGAACGAGUCGUAUGCCCUCAUCGGUACAGACGGCUAUACCAUGGAACACCCCUUUGACUGGUACCACAUCAACAGCGUCCAAAAAGAUGACCUGGGCAACUAUCUCGUCUCCGCCCGCUUCACCUCCUCGAUCACCUACAUCAAUGGCCGCACUGGCGCAAUCAUCUGGAUUCUAGGUGGCAAGCGCAACUCCUUUACCGAUCUCAGCAAUGGCCAAGCAACAAAUAUGCAAUAUCAACACCUCGCGCGCUUUGCACCUCUGACCGCUUUUCCUUCUCUCAUGACAAAGGAAAUCGCUGAGCACGGCAAGCAGACUCACAAAGAUGGUACCACAAAGCAAUUACUCACUCUGUUCGACAACGGUAUCCCACCACGUCCUGCCCGAGGUCUGAUUCUCGAAUUAACAUAUCCCACUCCUGGAAGCGUCAACACCAUUGCCCCCCUGACUGCCACACUCAUUCAAGCUUACGAACACCCUUUACACAUGGACUCCGUAUCCCAAGGCUCUUUGCAGAUCGUAAACUCAAACCUCACUGCUCACUCUGACCCUCAUAUUCUGCUGGGCUUUGGCUGGCAAGGCACUUGGACUGAGUACUUUGCUAAUGGCACUUUACUCUGCGACUCACGUAUCGUAGUCGAAGCAGCUAUGCAGAGUCCAGGCAGAGGAGAUGUGCAGAGUUACUCAGUGCUUAAAUUUCCUUGGCAAGGCACGCCGUCUCAUCCUCCGGAAGCGGUGCCGAGUAAGGAUGAGAAAAGUGUCUUUGUGAGUUGGAACGGGGCGACUGGUGUCUUUGCUUGGAGGCUGUCGUUUAUGGUUGAAGAUCGGUGGCAAAUCCACAGAAAGGAGCUGAAACAGGGCUUCGAGACCGAGAUCGAUCUUCCUCAUGAUUUUGGCAAGGAGCUGAGAUAUGUAGUUGUGGAAGCGCUGGAUGAGAAUGGAAAAGCGCUUGGCAAGACGCAAGUUGUGGAUUUGUGGAAACAAGGGCUGAGGAGUAGGAUCACGCAGAUGGCGCCUUUGGAUCAUGGAUGGGUUGUGCUUGGAUUGGUGUUCAGUGUUGCUAUUCUGCUGUUCGUUGCUGAUCGUGUGGUCAAGAGUAGGAGAAGUGGGAGCGGGUUGGUUGCUUAUCAGAAGUUGAGAAGGCAUUGA